AUGCCUCAGUUGGAGAUCCCGGCGGAGGAGGGAGUCAUCGAGGAGCUCAUCUAUGACCUUGGAUCCAUACCUGGACCUCCCUUGCACCCGCGCUUGGCGAGCUGGAAAGUGCUGAACCCAGGGAUGCAGAUCCUGGGCGGCGUGCGGAUGAACGUGACGCUGAUCCUCCAAGCGAUCAACGCUUUACAGGCCAACGAUGAGCUGGUGAUCACAUCUCCAUCUAGCUUUCGGAUGGAGAACGGCACAGCCGGCUGGACUGUAAAGGAUCCAGUACGGCAGUGGGCCCGCCUGAAAACCAUGGGAUUGGCCAAUGGAUGUGGUUCCAGCUUCACUUUCAUUGCCUUCCUCUCGGUGGGCACCUCUUGUUUGUACAAUCUUGUUGCGAAUGAGCCCAAAAUUGCGCAGGGAGGCGCGAUGAUCGGAUUGAUCAAUCAAGUUGGGGCCAUUGCUGGGCUGAUCCUUUGCAGCAUGUUUGGCGUCUAUCCCAUCUUCUGUGGCAAACUCUCUAAACGCAUGGAGGUCUGGGGCAGCAGUAUUCUGAUCGUUCUCAGCUUGCUUAGCCUGGUACUUUUAGCGAUCAUUUGGGACGCACCAGCAGUUGUAAACCUUUGCAGCGUCUUUGGCAGCAUCGUUGGCAACGGAUCCAUCCUGCUCCUCUUUCCGCUCCACGACCGGGAGUGGGUCCGUCCAGCGGGUCGGUGGAGACCGAGGCAUGACAUGGAGACAUGGACAUGA
This is a messenger RNA of Durusdinium trenchii, 735 nucleotides long. The record is from the annotation of a GenBank genome assembly. Lineage: Eukaryota; Dinophyceae; Suessiales; Symbiodiniaceae.